Molecule: messenger RNA, 933 nt
Organism: Bursaphelenchus okinawaensis
Lineage: Eukaryota; Metazoa; Nematoda; Chromadorea; Rhabditida; Aphelenchoididae
Source: the annotation of a GenBank genome assembly
AUGAGCCGCUACAUUCGAAACCAGAUUCCGUACGGCGAGAAUCACAAUGAAGUGCUGAUCGUGUUGGUGAUGAUAGCCAUGGUGUUGGUAUUGUUGUGUUUCCUGAUCGUUUGCAACUGUUUGUUACAUUGUAACUGUCCGAAAUGGAAGAAGAAGAGAGAGGAGAAGGUACGAUGUGAUUGUGAAGAAGAUUACUUCCAACAUGUCAAUAGGUUGCUGGCAAAACAUCAGGAAAUCGAAGAGAAACGCCGGUUGGAGUUGGAGAAUUUGAAGGAAAAUGAAUGUGUAAGUAGUUUUAAAAUCUAAGUAAUUCACAAUAUCGUAUUUUACACUAAAAUCUCAAAAAAUAACGUCAGAAAAAACAAAUAUCUUUUACUUACCACCACAAUUUCAGCCAGAAUCCUAUCUCCCUCUACUGGCCCGCUCAUUGCCAGGAUCUCGAGCAUCUUCGCCAGCACGUCGCCGAGUACGUCACAGCUCAACUAGCUCAGCUCCAGUGAAACGAGAACUCAAAGAUGACCUAGAACAGUUUAAAGUAGAUCAUCGAGUACAAAUCAAAGCUCCAACAUCUCCAGUAAAUGAUACUGAACUUUCACCACGAUCUGUCAUUGUCAGAAGACCUUCGCCAGCUCUAAAGCAUGUUAGCAAGGCCGUCUCGACAUCUAGUUUCAACGAUGCUCAAACACAAACUAUGUAAGUUGAUAUUUGUCAAAAAAGGUAACAAAAACUAAGCUUUGAACAUACAAAAAAUUAAUAUUAUUCAUAACAAUCGAUUUAAAGCCAUUUUUUAAGCCUAAAGCAAUAUUUUUUGCAAUUUUUAUAAUUUAAAAUUUGAAAAACAAUGCAAAAUAACUUACUUUAUCCAAAUUUAAUUCCAGAGUACCAUUAAUUGUCCUAAAACGACCGCCGAAACGCAUAGAAACCACCGUCUGA